This is a messenger RNA of Manihot esculenta (cassava), 859 nucleotides long. RefSeq names its product LOB domain-containing protein 24. Lineage: Eukaryota; Viridiplantae; Streptophyta; Magnoliopsida; Malpighiales; Euphorbiaceae. The record is from RefSeq and is a predicted model, not a curated record. The transcript is spliced from 2 exons. The coding region runs from base 226 to 576 and encodes 116 amino acids.
UUUCCAGCAUCCUCAAUUAUCUCCAUUUGCAUUCUCAUUCCAUUCUGAGAAAACUAGCCGUUGGAAAAUCAAAGCUAAUUUGCUUCAAUACAAAUGCUUUCUCCUAUAUAUCAAUACAAUAUACGGACCUAUUGGUUAAAGAUAAAGAUACAGAAAAUCUAGUUCAGAGGAUAAAUAUCUUUGUUGUUGAGAUUUCGAAUUAGAUUAUUAUUUAGAUUCUUGAGAAUGAUUUAUGGACGUUGUGCUGCUUGCAAGUAUUUGAGGAGAAGAUGCCCUUUAGAUUGCAUUUUCUCUCCAUAUUUCCCUUCAAAUGAUCCUGAAAGAUUUUCAUGCGUCCACAAAAUCUAUGGUGCCAGCAAUGUCGGAAAGAUGCUCCAGCAACUGCCGGAUCAUCUUCGAGCUCCAGCAGCAGAUUGCUUAUGCUAUGAAGCACGAUGCAGAAUUCAAGAUCCUGUGUAUGGCUGUGUUGGAAUAAUCUCUCUUCUUGAUCAACAAAUACAAACUGCAGAAAAUCAGCUAGCUGAAACCAAAGCAGAAAUUGCUGUCCUUGCUAUGCACAACAACUUUCAUAAGUAACAAUGUGAAGUAUAAACCAAUUUCAACAAUUUCUUGCUUAAAAAAGAAGAAAAAGAAAUAAUUUUGGCCUCUUCCACUCUGUUUCCAGCUUUUAGGCCCAUAAAAUUGCAUGUAAGAACUAAAUUGUUAUAUGAAACAUCAUAUGCAGAUGGCCUAAUUUACUUUAUAAAAACUAUUCAGGUGGAAUCCUGAGUCAGGGACUGCAAAAUGAUGGUUCUCUCUUUAUUUCCUAGAAUUAAAUUUAAAUUUAAGUUUCUAUGGAUAUUUGUUUCGCAUACCUUAC